Molecule: messenger RNA, 441 nt
Organism: Mytilinidion resinicola
Lineage: Eukaryota; Fungi; Ascomycota; Dothideomycetes; Mytilinidiales; Mytilinidiaceae
Exons: 1
Coding region: 79-240 (53 amino acids)
Source: RefSeq, a predicted model, not a curated record
CAGAGCGGUUACUAUUCUAGAUGCUGGCAAAUUGCAAUUAAAAGAGUUUAAGCAGUUACAACGCAGCUAAUUAAACUUAUGCAGAUAAAGUUGAAGCAAGCGGACGGGCGGAGGCUCUGGCAGAGCUGGUGGCCUUAUUGCAAUUACUCUGGCUGGAGCGUUACAGAAGAGGGUAUACCUGUUUCUAACCCUAAGGUUAUAGAGGCCAACUUUCUGCAGAAUAAAUUGCAUUAUAGAUAGCACUAUAAGGCGCCUCUCGCGCACGAGCAGAUAUAUGCUCUCUUUAAAGGGAUUAUAGCAAUAGGGUAGUAUAGUUAAACUGCUUAACAGGCGCAUAAGAGCCUGCGCGGCGAUGCGGAGGAGGCUAAUAUAGAGGAGGCUGCUGUAGAGAAGGAGGAGGAGAAAAAGGUAUUAGCCGAAGAGGUAGAUAAUAAGAAGGAC